Molecule: messenger RNA, 1836 nt
Organism: Acomys russatus (golden spiny mouse)
Lineage: Eukaryota; Metazoa; Chordata; Mammalia; Rodentia; Muridae
Product: solute carrier family 22 member 22-like
Exons: 10
Coding region: 67-1734 (555 amino acids)
Biological process (GO): transmembrane transport
Molecular function (GO): transmembrane transporter activity
Source: RefSeq, a predicted model, not a curated record
UUUUGAAUUGGUCUUUUCUAUGAAACUCUACCUAGGAUUCUACAGCUAGCAUUUGUAAGACUUGCCAUGGCCUUUGAUGAAAUUCUACAUCAUGUAGAUGACAAUGGACGAUUUCAGAUUUUGAUGAUUAUCCUUCUCAACAUUACAUCUUUGCUGUCAUCCCCUCACGACUUCAUGGAGAAUUUUACAGCAGCCACCCCUGAUCAUCACUGCCGUGUAAGCCUUCUUGACAAUCCAAGAUCUGAAUUUAAUAUCACUAUGAACUUGACCACUGAAGCUAUGAUGAAGGUCUCCAUCCCCAUGGGCCCAAAUCAGAAACCUGAGCAAUGCCGUCGCUUUCGGCACACCCAGUGGCAAUUCCUAGAUUCUAAUAUAUCAACUUUUAACAGUAUUGAGCUGGAGACUGAGCCAUGCCUGGAUGGAUGGACAUAUGACCACAGUGUUUUUACUUCUACCAUCAUCACUGAGUGGGAUUUAGUAUGUGAUUAUCAGUCAUUCAAAUACUAUGCACAAACCAUCUCUUUGUCAGGGCAUUUGGUGUCUAGCCUUCUAUGUGGCAUUGUUUCUGAUAGGUUUGGAAGGAAGCCAUUGUUGGUGUGUUCUUGCUUAGCCUAUGGGAUUUUGGGUACCUGCUGUGCCUUCGCCCCCAAUUUCUCCCUUUACUGUGUUUUGAGAUUCCUGUUGUCUAGCUCCAUGAAUAAUAUUAUACUCAACUCUUAUGCCCUUGUUUUGGAAGAAACAUUAUUACAGUAUCAAGUCACAGUUAUAAUACUCAGUGGACUGUUCACCAGUAUUGGUCAGGCCGUGUUGGGGGGACUAGCUUAUGUGCUCUCAGACUGGCAUAAACUGCAGCUUGCUUUCGCAAUGCCCUACUUCAUUAUUUCUAUUUUGUUCUGCUUGGGGCCAGAAUCAGCCAGGUGGCUCAUGGCCACUGGGAAAACAGAACGGGCACUAAAGGAACUACAAAGAAUUGCCUCCAUCAAUGGGAAGAAAGACAUUGCACAAAAUCUAACCACUGAGGCUUUGCAAUCUAAUCUUAUGGAAGAUGUGAAUUCGACCAGAAAACGCAUCAGAAUAAAGAGCAUCAUUAUUAAUCCCGUGAUACUUAAAACAGUGCUUUUAAAUUCCAGUGUGAUUUUUGCAGAGGUUUUCAGCUCUUUUGGCCUCUUGCUGGAUGUUCAAAUUUUGGGAAAGAACAUAUUCCUGAAUCAGUUUAUCCUAGGCAUGACAGACAUACCAAGCAAAUCACUCACAUAUUUUAUGUUAAGACGUGUAAACCGUCGACCUUUAAUUGCUUCUUCACUCCUUGUACUUGGAAUAUGUUUGACCACCACUAUAUUUGUAUCUGAAGAGAUGCAUGUCCUGCGGCUUAUUGUUUUCCUUUUGGGAAAAGGAUCUUUUUCAGCUUUCAAUUGUAUAAUCAUUACCUACACCAACGAAAUCACACCAACAGCACAAUGGUCUACUCUAAAUGGCAUAUAUAACUUUGUUGGUCGAUUAGCACCAAUACUGUCUGCACUAACACUUGUUACUAGAAAGUAUUUUGUACAUCUUCCCAUGAUUAUCUAUGGAAUCCUACCCAUAAUAGCAACAGUCAACAUCUACUUCUUGCCGGAGACCUUUAAUCUUCCAUGUAUUGACACUAUGAAUGAUUUGGAGAAAAGGAGCAGAAUGAAGAACAAAAGCACCAGAAAAAACAAAGAACAAGAUUUCUUGGAAACUACUGAGUGCUAAAGAAACUAAAACCAUAGGAUUUUCAUGAAUAUAAACCCUCUUUAUUCUGUUCUGUACACUAGAGACUUUACCUAUUGAUGUGCGUUCAUAAAUAUACUUAUU